AUGGUAUCAGAUAGCGACAUGCUACAAUUUAUCAAGGAAUUCCUUCAAAUCCUCAGAGAUAGUCCGGAGAUAAAAGCUAUCACCGGGUAUGAUCGGGCCCAAUGUGUCAUAGUUGGGGGUGCAGCCGUGCGCUGCUACUUCAGAAAACGUUCCGUUGAGGACAAUUUCGACAUUGCGAUCUUCCCUCCCGAAUUUGCACCGAAACUCAAGAAAGUAUUGUCCAAACUGCAGUAUUUUGAAAUGCGGCUAGACCAGUUGGUCUGGCAUACGAUAUAUGGCUGCAUUCGAAUUGGCAUCCGACCAACCGAUGAUUUCACGACGAUUCCGAAAAAUCUGCAACUGCUCGGCAAUUUGGAUCCCGAUCAUCUCCCUGUCAUUCCUCUGACCGAAUUGAUUAUAUUCAAAGCCCAAGCUUGUGGGAACCGGUCAGAGGAGCAGAAUAAAAGAGAUGCCGAAGAUGUUAUCAAGCUAAUGGAACUGUUCCCCGGUCGAUCAUUCCGACGCCGGCUCAUGGAUCGUCAGUGGGCAUCGCUGCAGCUUGUGAAACCCUCCCUCAAAGCAAGCAAAAAAUAUAAAUGGGAUACAGCCUUUUGA
Messenger RNA from Aspergillus costaricaensis CBS 115574, 594 nucleotides. RefSeq lists its product as uncharacterized. The record is from RefSeq and is a predicted model, not a curated record. Lineage: Eukaryota; Fungi; Ascomycota; Eurotiomycetes; Eurotiales; Aspergillaceae. The transcript has 3 exons. Bases 1 to 594 code for a protein of 197 amino acids.